This is a messenger RNA of Camellia sinensis, 2091 nucleotides long. Lineage: Eukaryota; Viridiplantae; Streptophyta; Magnoliopsida; Ericales; Theaceae. The record is from RefSeq and is a predicted model, not a curated record.
AUGGAGGUCCUUGCUAGGAUUUUGGCUGAGAAGUCUAGGAAUCCCCUGUUCAAAUUCCAUUGGAGAUGUGAAAAAGCCAAAAUUGUCAAUUUAUGUUUUGCUGAUGAUCUGAUGAUUUUUAGCAAAGGGGAUCUUGGUACUGUUAAUCUUAUCAUGCAAGGUUUGGAGGAAUUUAGAAAUCUGUCGGGUCUCACUCCUAAUCCUAGUAAGAGUAACAUUUUCUUCUCGGGUUGUAGUAUACAGCUUAGAGAGGAAAUCCUUCAGAUUGCAAAACUUACUGAGGGUUCCCUCCCUGUUAGAUACCUUGGUGUGCCUUUAAUCACUACUAAGCUUAAAGUGUCUGAUUGCCAUAUUCUGGUGGAGAGAAUUACCAUGAGGAUCAAAAGUUGGACCAAUAAAUUGCUCUCUUAUGCUGGUAGAGCCCAACUCAUAAAGUCUAUCCUGUUUUCUAUGCAGGUUUAUUGGUCCUCUCUUUUUAUCCUUCCUAAGAAGAUAGUUAGCGACAUUGAGAGUAUUCUUAGAUCCUUUUUUUGGUCUGGGGUUGAGAUGAAAAAGCAUAGUGCUAAGAUUGCUUGGAAGUAUAUCUGCAGAAACAAGAGUGAAGGUGGCCUUGGCUUUAAGGAUCUGGAAGUCUGGAACAAGGCUACUAUAGCCAAACAUGUUUGGUAUCUGUUUUCGGGCGGGGAUUGCUCUAUGUGGUGCCAAUGGGUUAAGUCCUACUUGCUCAAAGGUAGAAGUUUCUGGUCCGUUAAGACCCCUAGUGAUCCGUCUUGGAGGUUUGGGCCUAGGAUCCUUUAUGAUACUAACCUUCCUGACAGUUCCAAGGUUAGCUCUAUUGUCUCUAAUUGUUCUUGGAAGUGGCCUGUUUCUAAUUCUUGGGAGAUUAAGGAGUGGAUUUCCUCCACUCCCUCAUCUCUCUUACCUUCUCCGGGCUCUUCAAACACUCCGGUUUGGAGCUUGACCGCUGAUGGUACUUUUUCUAUCCAGUCUGUUUGGGAUUGGUGGAGGGAAAAAGGGCCUAAAGUCCCUUGGUCUAAACUUAUCUGGGGCCCCCCAUUAAUUCCUAGGGUUAGUUUUAUUGUCUGGUUGGCCAUUAACGAGAGACUUAAUACUGGUGAUAGGCUUCAAUCUUUUGGUCUUGUCUCUAAUCCUUGCUGCCCUUUCUGUCAAGCUCCUGAGGAGGAUCACUCCCAUCUCUUUUUCAGGUGUAUUUUUUCCUCUAGGGUUUGGGGUGGCAUGAUGGCCAAUUGUAAUGCUAACUGGCCUUCUCUGUCUUGGCUGGGCACUGUUGAGUUUGCUACUAAAUCUACCUGUGGUAAUUCUUUGAAAAUGUUGAUCCUGAGGUUGUCUUUUCUCUGCACUGUCUACCACAUUUGGAUGGAGAGGAAUAGUAGAAUCUUUAGUAAGGUCCACAAACCUGAAGAGGUUGUUACUAACUCUAUUAUCCAAAUGGUUAGGGGUAGGCUCCUUUCUUUGGAUAACAUUAAAUUUUCUGCAGGUGAUCACUGGUUUUUGGAGAAAUGGAACCUUCCCUACAAAAUUAUGCAGCCGACCAAUGCUACUGCAGAUGGUUCUCUUCUUUCUUAUCAGGUUAUGAUGAAUCCUAUAUCAUUGAAGUGGCUGAUUGGAGGGUUGAGUGAUGUUUAUGGAGCUUUCAAGUAUACUACCUAUCUUGUUCUAUUGAGAAAUCUGGUGAGAUGUGGGCCUAGUGAUGUGAGGUUCUAUAUGGAGUGUAAGAAUGUUCUUUACUGUGGGCCGAGUGUGGGGAGGUCUUAUACAGUGUGUUUGUUAUUUCUGUUGCUUUAUGAUCUUCAUUAUGGAGGUGGUGAUUUCUAUCCAUGGCAAGUUGUGGCUUAUGUCGUGGUUCGGUGGUGUGGUAGCUCCUUAUUCCGUAGUUACCUGAGGCUGUUAACAGUUUGUUUCUCUCUUGCUGUGGAGGAGUGGUGGCUGAUUGCUGUUCGAAUUUGGGUGGCAGUUGGCAGUGUGCGAAUGUGUUGUUUGCAGUUUGCCUACUCCUACGGGUUGUGUAGGAGGCUUCAUGUGUACUUUGGUGUCUCGUGCAACAGGUGCCUAUCCCUACGGGCUGUGUAG